UCAUGAAUAUUUAUGACCUUGGCUGAGUCAAAGCUUUGAAGCGAGUUUGGGGAGCUCGGCAGCAUCAUGCUUAGACUUUUCAAAGAGACAAACUCCAUUUUCUUAUGAAUGGAAAGUGAAAACCCCUGUUCCGCUUAAAUUGGGUUCCUUCCUGUCCUGAGAAACACAGAGGCCCCCAAAAGGGAAGCAGAGGAGAGAGACCCACACCCAGACCCCGCGAGAAGAGAUGACCAUGACCACCAUGCCAGAAAGUCUCAACAGCCCGGUAUCGGGCAAGGCGGUGUUUAUGGAGUUUGGGCCGCCCAACCAGCAAAUGUCUCCUUCUCCCAUGUCCCAUGGGCACUACUCCAUGCACUGUUUACACUCGGCGGGCCAUUCGCAGCCCGACGGCGCUUACAGCUCGGCCUCGUCCUUCUCCAGACCGCUGGGCUACCCCUACGUCAACUCGGUCAGCAGCCACGCGUCCAGCCCCUACAUCAGUUCGGUGCAGUCCUACCCCGGUAGCGCCAGUCUCGCCCAAAGCCGCCUGGAGGAUCCAGGGGCUGACUCUGAGAAGAGCACGGUGGUGGAAGGUGGUGAAGUGCGCUUCAAUGGCAAGGGGAAAAAGAUUCGGAAGCCCAGGACAAUCUAUUCCAGUUUGCAGUUGCAGGCUUUGAACCGGAGGUUCCAGCAAACUCAGUAUUUAGCUCUGCCCGAAAGGGCAGAGCUUGCGGCCUCCUUGGGACUCACGCAGACGCAGGUCAAGAUUUGGUUCCAGAACAAGCGCUCCAAGUUCAAGAAGCUGAUGAAGCAGGGCGGGGCCGCUCUGGAGGGGAACGCGCUGGCCAACGGCCGGGCACUGUCUGCGGGCUCACCACCAGUACCUCCUGGCUGGAACCCCAACUCUUCGUCUGGUAAGGGCUCCGGCAGCAGCACCGGCUCUUACAUCCCCAGCUAUACUUCGUGGUACCCCUCGACACACCAAGAAGCUAUGCAGCAACCCCAACUCAUGUGAGGUUGCCAGCCUGCACCCUCCCACCUCCUUCCUGUCUACCCUGGUCUGGACCCCUGCUGCCUUCAGGUCUAGCUCACCCGGUCUUCGGUCUUCGCCCUGAGAGGGAGGAGGAGAAGGGCCCAGGGAGAAAGAAACAGAAGUGAAGGCUGGGCGCCCACCAUCUCCUCCUUAGAGUCCUAAGCGACCUGGACCAGUGACUUCCCUGGUGGCCAGGCCCUCACGGGAAGCCCGACCUGGACUGGAGGGGACAUGCAGUGGCCCGGGAUGCAGGCACAGCAAGGGAAACCCCCCUGCUCCUGACCUGCUGCCCUUCAACUGUUUGGGACUAUCAGGAAAAUAAAAAACAAAACAAAAAAAAA
Erinaceus europaeus (western European hedgehog) is the source of this 1353-nucleotide messenger RNA. RefSeq names its product distal-less homeobox 1 (gene DLX1). The transcript has 3 exons. Gene Ontology annotation, molecular function: DNA-binding transcription factor activity, RNA polymerase II-specific; RNA polymerase II cis-regulatory region sequence-specific DNA binding. NCBI's taxonomy places the organism in Eukaryota, Metazoa, Chordata, Mammalia, Eulipotyphla, Erinaceidae. Bases 227 to 994 code for a protein of 255 amino acids. Gene Ontology annotation, biological process: cell differentiation; embryo development; negative regulation of transcription by RNA polymerase II. The record is from RefSeq and is a predicted model, not a curated record.